AUGUGGUGGGUACCUUGGGCCGUUCUUUUUGCUGUUUUUUGCAGUAUAUCUAGAGGCCGUGCAGAGAAUGAAGUCCAUGUAAAAUUGCGUCACCAUUGGCACAACUAUUCCGAAAGCGCUUUGCAUGCUGCACCAUUGCUUGAGAUGGUCGAAGCGGUGGGGCAAGUAUGGCCCCACGACUUUUUCCAUAUUGUGUCAAGAAUAUGGUCUAAAGAGACAGCAGACCACUUUAUUCAUUAUACCCAGAAAGAAACCUUUGAGUGGGUUAAGUCAGCCAUUAUUGACUAUUUGGCCGAACAGGAAGUGUCACAAUACCGAGAGGUCCUGGAUGAGUGGCACGUGAACGUCGCACAACAUUGGUCUGCCGCAAGUGUCGAAGCACAUUAUCAAGUGUAUAACACCAGUAAAGAGAUCAAGGCACUUAGCCCUUCUUGCGCUACGUUUGUCCACUUCAAUGGGCGCGCUAUCUGUUCCCCUGAGGAAGCGCGCCUCACCUUGAAUCAAACAGUGCACGGAUCGCCUAUUGCUCACCCUCAGGAUCAUGCAUACCCGACUUUGCAUCCAGCAAGAUAUAUUGCAAUCCUCUAUGCUGACCCUUAUUCUGAGUCAUUCUUGAACUUUCACAAUAUGCUUAUGAGCCUGGCAGAGGAGCAGCCUUUUACGUACGUUCUGCGUUGGCGCCCUUCUGUGGCUCGAGUGGAGCUCCGAAAGUCAAUGCCAUAUAUUUCUAGUUUUGGCACGUCCUUACAUCUCAAGAAAGUGGACUAUCUGGUCUUAGAUGACCGCCAAGUGGACCUGCAACACUCCGCAAACAAAGAUUCUGAACAUUUGGAAGAUCCCAUAAGUGAAAUGCGUGCUGAUCUCUUAAGGCAACUUUACCAACGCUCUAAGACCAAAUCGCACCCUUCCAUUCAAGAGGCUGUCCAAAUACAAAGCAAUCUGAGUGCUCCUGACUUUAUUUACUUAGGCCAAGCUACCUCCAAGUUUAUUCUAGAGUCCAAAGAUCCUCUGUCAACGCUAUUGGCACUGACGUCGGACUUUCCUAUUUACGCAGCAGCUUUGUCGCAUUAUUCUGCUCACGUUUCAAAAUCUGAUCCUAUUUACGCGCUACUCAAUGAUCAUUCAACACGCUUCGUACAACCUGGUCACUCUCAAUUUUGGAUCAAUGGCAUAUCUUUGUCCGAAGAAGAGCUUGACCCUCAAAAGCUGAUUGAACGGAUUCAAGAAGAGCGUAGGCUUCAGGCUACGUUUAAUGUCCCUGAGCUUGGUAUAUCUCCGGAAGGGACAGAGGCCAUUCUUACGUCCGAGCCUGUGACGUUGGCAUUUGGAGCCCAGCGGCCUUCCAUUUUUUUGUAUGAUGUAAGUGAUGAACGAGAAGCCAAAAGUUCCCCUGUGGGCACACGUGUCAUUGCAUGGGUAAACGACUUGGAAGACGGCACCUUUUCCCAGUGGCCUCAAACAGUGGAACAAAUGGUCGAGUAUCGAUGGCCCAGCGGGUUUCCACUGGUGGCACGUAACUUCUUCCAACUAGUGGUGCAGAUUGAUUUGGGUGAUCCGGAUGCGCUUUUAUUUAUGAAUUCAAUGCUGGAUCACUCCCUUACUGAGAUGCCGCUACGAUGGGGUGUCGUACCCUUGCUAGUGAAUAGCGAAAGCGAGACACUUGCCCAAGUCCUUUGGUAUGCUGUUGAUCAUUUGCGUCCCCAUGAAAUUUCUCUUCUUUUUAAACGACUUGCACAGUCUACACUUAACCAGGUUGGUCGCGUUGAUGCGGCACGAGCUCGUGCCAUAUUGGGACAAAUGCUCUCACUCAAUGACAUGGAUGAAAAGGACUUGCUAGAGUCCUUUGUUAAAGAAAGCCAUACCAGCUCAUCAUUCCGGCUUCGUCUAUCGCGUUUGCGUGACUAUCUUGAUCGUAUUUUCGUGGUUCCUCGCCCGGAUACUUUUGGAACUGCGUAUCUCAAUGGACAACCCGUGUCACUGAAUGAGAAUCUUUUCUCUGACAUAUCCCAGGCAAUGUCGUACCAGCUGCGCCUUGCCAGUCAUGAAAUAUUUACUGGUCAGUUGGACGAAGACAAUAUGUACGAAUCCUUUUUCUAUCACCUCGAAGACACUAAAUCAUCACGGUCUAUGUUGCGAACCAUGUUGGAAGAAACGAAAGCAUCUUUGCGACCAAGCAGGUUUGUUAACUUUCCGCACAUUUUUCGUCAAAUUGGAAAUCUUGGCGAUCCCCUACGUCAUUUUGUGUAUUCGAGAAACGACUCGCUCAUUUCUAUUCGUCUUGUUGGCGACCUGGAUUCGGAAUCCACUCUGUCCGAAAUUACCGUGAUAUUGGAUGCUAUGUACCCUGUUGUUGAACCCUUCAGGCUUUCCUUUGUUCACACUGGAUCCGAUGAAGGCUUUGUUUCUCAAUGGUUCUUAUCGGCAAUGUACUCUGGAGCCCUCUCGGAUAUUUCACCACAGUUAUUAAGUGAAGCACUGAAGUCGCCAGAUCGUGUCGCCGCUCUGACUCAAUUGAGCUCGGAUUAUGGUAUGAGCUUGAAGGCGUAUUCUUGGAAACCUAUUGCGUCAGCAUUCCUACUCGCAUCCAAUAUUGAUCAUGAGCAAGGUAUUACUUUGCUUAUCAACGGCCAUAUUCUCUCCGGUGUGACUGGUUUGCGCACCAAAGAUGUUAAAGAGGCUCUUUCAUGGGAACAAUCCACACACGUUGAUGCAUUGCUCGAGGCCGUCAAUGUCCCUUUGGCCCCCCCUGACGUGCGCUCGCAAGUCAUGGAGUUUGUGCUGUCUGCGGUGGGGUCGGCAUUCACUGAAAUUUUGAACAAAGGGAGGUCCUUUAGCCCUUCUUCAAAUCGUAUGCCUGUUUCUCUUGCUCUUCAAGCUGGAGCAGACCUGUGCAUUACUCAAGGGGAUCCGUCCAGUUCUGUACAUAUUACUGGUGUACUGAAUCCUCUUGACUCCAAAGCUUCAUAUUUUGCUUCCACUCUGCGAAUGCUAUCAUCAAUGAGCGGUGUGCGUUUCACUGUGAGGAUGAACCCUAGUUUACGCGUUACCUCACUUCCUCUGCAGAAGUUCUCCCGCUUCAACAUGCGCGUUACACCAGCGUUCAACUCAGACGGAUAUGAAAUUGCACCUGCUACUGUUUUUACGGGCAUUCCGCCGAGAUCUGUAUUGACGAUGCAAUUACACACUCCUCGCUCAAUUGUUGCUAUGGCAGAAGAAGCACUCUACGACUUGGAUAACCUUCGACUUUCUGAUGUGACAGGAGUAGUGGAAGCUAUUUUUUCAGUCAACAGCAUAUUGAUUGAGGGACAUGCUCGAGCCGACCAAGAGCCUACACCUAGUGGACUCCAAUUAUCACUUUCGACAGACGAUGAUUCUUCGUCUCUGGAUACUAUUGUCAUGGAGACGCUAGGGUAUUUUCAAUUCCGUGGUCAGCCGGGUCGUUGGAAACUAUCCAUCAGACCUGGAGUUAGCUCGGAUUUGUACGAAAUGAAGUCUGUUGGGGCCUGGGGAUGGCAAAGUCCCUCAGUUGAUGUGACAGGCUCUUACAUUGUGCUUAACCAACUCUCCGGAGUUUUGACUUUCCCAAUUGUGCGCAAGCGGUUGGGUAAAGAGAUGGACAGCCUAGUGGCCCAGGUUAACGAACUUAAGAAUGUGAGUUUCAAGGACCACGUUAAAGCUAAAGUCAAUGACAUGGUAUCUUUUGUACUUGGUCGAAGAAGUUUACAUGCCGAUAUCAAUAUCUUCACAAUUGCUAGCGGUCAUCUCUAUGAACGCAUGACCUAUAUUAUGAUUUUAAGCGUUUUACGGCACACAAAAAGCACAGUUAAAUUUUGGUUUAUCGAAAACUUCCUGUCGCCUUCAUUCAAAGCUUAUAUUCCUCACUUAGCCAACGCUUAUCACUUCAAGUAUGAGUUGAUUACCUUUGCCUGGCCUAGCUGGCUUCGUGAGCAGACUGAGAAACAACGUAUGAUUUGGGCAUAUAAGAUCCUUUUCUUGGAUGUACUUUUCCCAUUAGAUCUGGAUCGUGUGAUUUUCGUUGAUGCAGAUCAAAUUGUCCGAACAGACUUAAAGGAGUUGAUUGAUAUGGAUCUUCAUGGCGCACCUUAUGGGUACCCCCCCAUGGGCGAUGACAGCGAAGAUAUGGAUGGAUAUCGUUUCUGGAAAAAAGGUUAUUGGAAAUCUUUCCUUCGGGGAAUGACCUACCAUAUAUCAGCACUUUAUGUGGUGGACUUAAAAAGGUUCCGCUAUGUGGGUGCCGGUGAUAUUUUACGUCGUCACUAUCAACGGCUCACCGCUGACAAAAAUUCUUUGGCCAAUCUUGACCAGGAUUUGCCAAACCAUCGUAAGUUCAUUUGGAACUGA
Molecule: messenger RNA, 4362 nt
Organism: Malassezia sympodialis ATCC 42132
Lineage: Eukaryota; Fungi; Basidiomycota; Malasseziomycetes; Malasseziales; Malasseziaceae
Gene: KRE5
Product: Kre5p
Biological process (GO): ERAD pathway
Cellular component (GO): endoplasmic reticulum
Molecular function (GO): UDP-glucose:glycoprotein glucosyltransferase activity
Source: RefSeq, a predicted model, not a curated record